UGAGUUUUGAAAGACAUGAUUCUGAAUCUGGUGAUGAUGGUGGAAAACAAUCGAAGAAGAAGAAGCACAAGAGUGUAUCUGGUGGAGAUAAGAUAGUAAAUAUCGAAAGCUUCAAAGUUAGUGAAGGAAGUCGAACACAAGAGAAAUCUCUGCUGAUGUUUUAUAGAAGAACAGGGAAAGCUUGGAAGAAGGGUUACCUGCUGUAUGAAGUUAAAACCGACGAGGACAAAGAAGACGAAUCUGACGAAGGAGCUUCUGAUCCAGAGGAGGAGAUCGGAGUUGAUAAAGUCUGUGAGUGGACUGAGAGUUUGUCUAAGUUAUGGAAACGUGACCUUGAGUAUCUAGAUACAGGGCAUAAUGAUGAUGUUAAGAAGAAUGAUGUGAAGAAAGAAAAGAAAAAGAAGAGCAGCAAGAAGAUGAAGCUGAGCGUAGAAGAUGUCAAAAUCAAUAACUCUAAUGCUGUUUUGAAAUUCAAAAUCACGGAUCCGUUGAGGGAGAAGCUUCAAGCAACGACUUCAGAGAUGAUUCUUGGUGGUGCUGAUCUUGUUGGAAGGGCCCGUACUGGGCAGGGUAAAAAAUUGGUUUUGGUGUUACCUAUAUUGAAGUCUUUGAUCAAUGGACCCGCAAAGAGAAAAAAUAAGAAUAGGUAUGGCAGGCCACAGAGUGUUUUGAUACUUUUACCAACCAGAGAAUUGGCCAAGCAGGUGUUUGCUGACUUUGAUGCAUACGAAGGAUUUGUUGCUUUAAAUUCUUGUUGUGUCUAUGAGGGUUCUCAGGAGAUUAAACUAAAGAGAGGUGCUGACAUUGUAGUUGGUACCCCUGGUCGUAUCAAGGAUCAUACUGAAAGGCACAACAUUGCUACUUGGUUUCUGAAACAAGAUAAGAAGACAAUCGAUCUUGUUGGUAAUGAUAAAAUAAAGGCCAGUAAUAGUGUUAGACCCAUUGCUCUUCCAUGCAAUAAGCAAUCUAUGUCAAGGUUGAUUCCUUACACCAUCAGUUUGUAUAGCAGUGGAGGUAGUAAAAUAUGUUUCACUAAGACUAAAGAUCAAGCUUCUCAGUUUUCUGGUUUGUUACCCGGAGCUAGAGCUUUGCAUGGUGACAUUCAACAAUCACAACGUAAGAUUACUCUUGUUGGAUUUAGAAAGGGCCAAACCGGAGGAGCCGGUAAAAGUGGAGUUGCGAUUAUGUUAUACGGUUCCAGAAAGUCUGGCUUGUCCAGUAUUGAAAAACAAACUGGUAAAAGGUUUGAACAUGUUUCUGCACCACAGCCUAAUGAUAUUGCCAAAGCUGUUGGUAUGGAAGCUGCUGAGAAGAUUAUACAGGUCUGUGACGGAGUGGUUCCUGCAUUUAUGAUGGCUGCAGAGGAGGCUGCAGAUGAGUAUGGUGAAGGCGACAAGCUCUUAAGAAAUUGCUUUCUAAGACAGAUAGUAAAGGAGAACGAUGGAAAUAGCAAAACUCAAGUGAUUGAAGUUUGA
Brassica napus (rape) is the source of this 1475-nucleotide messenger RNA. RefSeq names its product DEAD-box ATP-dependent RNA helicase 7-like. The record is from RefSeq and is a predicted model, not a curated record. The transcript has 2 exons. Gene Ontology annotation, molecular function: ATP binding; nucleic acid binding. Lineage: Eukaryota; Viridiplantae; Streptophyta; Magnoliopsida; Brassicales; Brassicaceae. The coding region runs from base 156 to 1475 and encodes 439 amino acids.